This is a messenger RNA of Spodoptera litura, 5529 nucleotides long. RefSeq lists its product as uncharacterized. The record is from RefSeq and is a predicted model, not a curated record. Gene Ontology annotation, molecular function: zinc ion binding; nucleic acid binding. Lineage: Eukaryota; Metazoa; Arthropoda; Insecta; Lepidoptera; Noctuidae.
AUAAAAAAAAUAACGUUAACCCAAAAUAAGGGAAAAUGGAUAAAAUAUUAAUUACCGCCAUCUGUCAUCGCUUUUGCGAAUUAACAUAGACGAUAGCAAUAUAAUCAACAACCUUGGAUCUUGCCUUUCAUAUCGACCAAGUGUUAGUAGUACUAUCUCUGUGACAUAGAUGGCACUAGUUCCACACUAAUAUUCUUUUGUAGUAACACUUUCUGACAGUAGGGGUCUCACAGAUCGUAAUCUGGAACAAUCUAGAGAUUUCUUCGGAUCAGGAAGUGGAUCGUGCAAAAUAUUACCAAAUAUGGUGAUGUUUGGUGCUUCGAUCAGUAGUGGAAUCGAAAGAUAGGGGGUAUAAAUAUAGGAGUUUUGUAGAAACCGUCCUUUUUCGAAAUCGAUUUCUACAACAAGGAAGAUCAGACUGAAGAAGUGCUGUGUCUUGUAAUUUUAUUAAAAAGUUGUCGUGCAGGUCCCGUGAAAGACCUGAAUUAAUUAAUAUUUGUGUGUAUUUCGUCCCAGAUUCUGGGUUCUUUAUAUCUGGAGAAAAUUCUUUAUAUCUGGAGAAAAUUCUUUAUAUCAGGAGAAAAUUCUUUAUAUCAGGAGAAAAUUCCUUGUAUCAGCAGAAAGUUUAUCCAUGUCUACCCCAUUGUAGACAAUCAAUUGAUUUGUCGUUUUGCCCGUGAAGUCGAGCUGGAGCAUCGUGGUACGGCUUCAGAUACUCAUGAUUUAUACGAGGUCACCGAAAGAAGGCAGAUCCUUACAGUCAUACACCAGAUCCUCUGUUGUAGUGCUGGCACGCCGGAUAUCUGUCUCAGAAGUUAAGUAACAUAGUUUAUUAACUGUAUGUACUUAUAAGGGUAUUGACAAUCACCCUGCGAAGGUGAUAUGUUUGUUACAGAUUAGCUGUUUUUGCUGUAUUUAAUCCAAAUAUUUAUAGUUAAAUAUUGCCAUUCAUGUAUAUUUGGAAUUUUUGUUAUAUAUGUGUAAUUACCCACUUCCUUCCAGAUAAAGUUGUAUUAAAAUUAACGAAAAUAAGUGGGUAACUUGUAAUAAUUAUAUAUUUAAAGGUGCAUGAUUUGAUGAUCAGCUGAUCAUCGUCUGUAUGUAUAUUACUUGUGCCGUUCUUUGGAUUAAUUGGUAAUUUGAUUACAUGGGUUAAUUGUGUGUGUUAAAUUAAAUAUAUUUUGGUAAAUUUAUACUGUAUAGCUUUGUGUUAUUUGAAUUUAUUUAUACCCCACGAAGAGAAUCAUGGCGCCCUGGGAUUAUCUAAUAUAAAGUUUAUUUAAGAGUUUCUUGUCCUGCCCUGAGACUAGGUCCGGUGGUAGCCGAAAUUAAAGGUUACAAAUUGGCGACCAACGUCAAGGCCGACAGAAAAACUGAUUCUCUGGGGUUUAUCCAGGUGUGUUCUAAUGAUGAAGAAUAGGUUGUAAGCCAUAAAAAGUUUCAACCAAUCUGAAGUCACACCUUAGCUUUUAAUUAUAUAAGAAUACCUUAAUUUAACACACAACCCAACCAUCUAGUUUGAUUUUCUUUGAUUUUUAUUUUUUAUUCACUACCUUCUUUUAUUCUACUUGCAACAAAAUGUCCUCAAUACAUAAAUAUAUAAACUAUUUAAGAAAGGAUGAGAUCAUAUCUGAACUAGAUUUACUCGGCAUUUCCACAGCUCCUGAUUCAACCGUUGAUUCGCUGAGAAGGCAGCUGAGACAGGUGCAUAAGCUGUCCAGGCGUGGCAGCAUUAAAACAGAACAAGUCACAUCACCACUCCCAGCAGCUGAGGCAAAAGUCUGUAACCCGAAGGUUGGUGAGCUGGAGGAUCUGCUUUCUUCAGGUGACUUAACGAAAGAUAGGAGUUUACUCAUACGCAUUUCAGUCAGGGCUAAUUAUCUAAUUGACCGUUUGGCUAGGUCUGGAUCACUAAAUACGUCAAUAACAGAGCUUAGACACAGACUUAUUAGAAUUUUGGCUGAAGUAGAACCUGACGAUGAAGAUAGUUCGGAAGAAUACGUAGAUAGGGAGAAUACCCCCAAAUGUAAAAGCGCGAGUAGAGUAAUUGAGGACAUACCAGAUAGUGAGGUAGGAGAUCGUCUCGUAAAAGAGAACAGGAUUGAUAUGCCUAAAGGUAGGGAAGAAAUUUUAUUGGUUAGGGAUAAACCAAUAAACCUAAACUCUUUAAACUUAAAAUACAAUGGAUCAACAUGUAUUCGAAUCUUUAUAGAAAGAUUAGAGGAACUCAGGCAGGCCCGUGAGAUUCCGGAAGCACGUAUGCUUACUGCUUUUUCUGACCUAUUAGAAGGCCCACCAUUAUCAUGGUUUAGGUGCAAUAAACCAACUUUUAAUUCUUAUUCUGAAUUGUUAUCUCGUCUAAAAGAGGACUUUGACACUCCAGAUUUUGAUUAUCAAUAUAAAAAUGAAAUUAGACAACGUACGCAGGCUAAGCAUGAAACAAUCUUAAACUAUAUUUCCACUAUGCAAGGAAUGUUUUCUCGUUUGUCCUACCCCGUAUCCGAGGAGGAACAACUAGAAAUACUAAUGCACAAUAUUCGACCAGAGUAUAUGAUGGCAUUAGCCUUGCAAGAAGUAGAUUCAAUUAGCAAAUUGAAACAUUUAGGAAAGCGUUUAGAGCUAGCACAAUCGCGUGCAAACAACUUUAUAGAACCCAAAUUUAAUAAAACAGAUAACUAUUACAACCCUCCGUCGAGGAGUGGCAAGUUUCCAAGUAAGGAUUAUAAAAUAGCAGCCGUAAAUUCCAGUCCACGAGGUGAGGCGAACAUUACGUGCUGGAGGUGUAAAACCAACGAACAUGUCUCUAAUGAAUGUAGACAGGCUAAAUCUAGGGAAAUAUUGUGUUAUGGAUGCGGACAGCCAGGCGUAACACGACCUGCAUGUCCACACUGCAAUUCAAGAGUAGAAAUUGAGAAUGUCAAAGAAAAAAUAAAACUGAAAUGUGAGAACGCUACCCGAUACUCAACAUUAAAUAGGUCACCUAACAACUUAAAUAAAGGUAAAGUUCUCUUUCCAAACAAAAAGCCUGAUAACCGACCUCACCUUCAGGUAGAUAUCAUCUCUGUAGAUAGUCCAAAGGAUGAAUGGUAUCAAUAUAUGCUCACGUCCGUAAAAGAAAAUCCGCGCAAAUUCCCAAAUUUUAUGGAAAAAGAUGGUAGUUUAUUUAGAUAUUCAAAGAAUAAAUAUAAUUUGACAAACGAAUGUAAUUGGAAAUUGGUAGUACCUGAGGAUAAUAGGUUAGAAUUAUUACAAAAGUAUCAUGACGAUCCUACAAGUGCACACUUGGGCGUUAUGAAAACUCAUAAAAGAAUAGCCUUACAUUAUUAUUGGCCUCGCUUGUAUGAAAACGUAAAAGAUUACGUGAGUAAAUGUGAAGUUUGUAAAACAUCUAAACCUGUCAACACCGUUCGUCCUGGUCUGAUGGGUAAUCCCAAGUAUUAUAAUCUAAGGAAAAGACAGGUGGAACUGAAGAUAGGCCAAUUCGUUUAUAAACGUACAUUUUAUCUCUCUAACAAAGCCAAAAAUUUUUCAUCUAAGCUAGCUCCUAAAUUCAUAAAAUGUGUGGUAACAGCCAAGCGUUCACCACUAGUAUAUACUUUAUCAGACCUAGACGGAAAAUGUUUGGGUAAUUAUCAUAUUAAAGAUAUCCUCAAAUAUGAUUCUUAAGUAAAAAUUAAUUAACUUUUGUGUUUAUGUCUGUUUGACUAGCGUCAAUAGUACAAAUUAAAACACAAAUAGUGAUUAUUUUAAUCUGUAUUACCAGUAACGGAGGUUACACAAUGGUAAUUACAAGAAACAAGAUAAGGUUAGGUAGUCGAAUGAGUCCAGGUUCAAACCCGAGUUAUGACCUACUCGCUAUUAUUCACUUUAGGUUGUUUGUCUAUGUUUUUUUUUUUUUUUCAACGUGAAAUUGCAGAAGAUUAAUUUUGUAUGUUUUUUUUUUUUUUGUUUGUAACUUAACUUGUAAUUUGUUAUUUGUUUUUUUUUGUUGCUUUUGCCAGUCAGGUCUCUAGGAGCGAUCCCUGGGAAAAUUUUUAGUAACUAAAAAUUUUUUCACAAGGGGGGGUGUAUUGUAACAUAAAAAAAAUAACGUUAACCCAAAAUAAGGGAAAAUGGAUAAAAUAUUAAUUACCGCCAUCUGUCAUCGCUUUUGCGAAUUAACAUAGACGAUAGCAAUAUAAUCAACAACCUUGGAUCUUGCCUUUCAUAUCGACCAAGUGUUAGUAGUACUAUCUCUGUGACAUAGAUGGCACUAGUUCCACACUAAUAUUCUUUUGUAGUAACACUUUCUGACAGUAGGGGUCUCACAGAUCGUAAUCUGGAACAAUCUAGAGAUUUCUUCGGAUCAGGAAGUGGAUCGUGCAAAAUAUUACCAAAUAUGGUGAUGUUUGGUGCUUCGAUCAGUAGUGGAAUCGAAAGAUAGGGGGUAUAAAUGUAGGAGUUUUGUAGAAACCGUCCUUUUUCGAAAUCGAUUUCUACAACAAGGAAGAUCAGACUGAAGAAGUGCUGUGUCUUAUAAUUUUAUUAAAAAGUUGUCGUGCAGGUCCAGUGAAAGACCUGAAUUAAUUAAUAUUUGUGUGUAUUUCGUCCCAGAUUCUGGGUAAGUUUCUAAAACAAAAUAUUAAAUAGAUAUUCGUUUCUUCGCGAUGUGAAUAUAGGUUAUAUUGUGUUCUUACGAUGUACCCAUUGUUAUAGGUUCUUUAUAUCUGGAGAAAAUUCUUUAUAUCUGGAGAAAAUUCUUUAUAUCAGGAGAAAAUCCUUUAUAUCAGGAGAAAAUUCUUUAUAUCAGGAGAAAACUCCUUGUAUCAGCAGAAAGUUUAUCCAUGUCUACCCCAUUGUAGACAAUCAAUUGAUUUGUCGUUUUGCCCGUGAAGUCGAGCUGGAGCAUCGUGGUACGGCUUCAGAUGCUCAUGAUUUAUACGAGGUCACCGGAUGAAGGCAGAUCCUUACAGUCGUGCACCAGAUCCUCUGUUGUAGUGCUGGCACGCCGGAUAUCUGUCUCAGAAGUUAAGUAACAUAGUUUAUUAACUGUAUGUACUUAUAAGGGUAUUGACAAUCACCCUGCGAAGGUGAUAUGUUUGUUACAGAUUAGCUGUUUUUGCUGUAUUUAAUCCAAAUAUUUAUAGUUAAAUAUUGCCAUUCAUGUAUAUUUGGAAUUUUUGUUAUAUAUGUGUAAUUACCCACUUCCUUCCAGAUAAAGUUGUAUUAAAAUUAACGAAAAUAAGUGGGUAACUUGUAAUAAUUAUAUAUUUAAAGGUGCAUGAUUUGAUGAUCAGCUGAUCAUCGUCUGUAUGUAUAUUACUUGUGCCGUUCUUUGGAUUAAUUGGUAAUUUGAUUACAUGGGUUAAUUGUGUGUGUUAAAUUAAAUAUAUUUUGGUAAUUUUAUACUGUAUAGCUUUGUGUUAUUUGAAUUUAUUUAUACCCCACGAAGAGAAUCAUGGCGCCCUGGGAUUAUCUAAUAUAAAGUUUAUUUAAGAGUUUCUUGUCCUGCCCUGAGACUAGGUCCGGUGGUAGCCGAAAUUAAAGGUU